AUGUCGUUGAGACAAGAGGAUCCAGUAAGACCUUUUUGCUGUACAUUUUGCGCAUCAUUAGGACCUAACCAAAGAUUUGAAAAGCCCAACUAUAAAUCGAUUGGGGAAAAAAACUUUCGAACACCUGGUGAAACCCCGAGUUCAAAAGUGCAUUCAUCAGUUCCAAAUUGCAGUAGAAUAAAGUUUAACGGUUGUUCAUUCGAAGUCUGCGGACAAGAAGAAUCAACGUAUGUUAAAUUCUACACUCCUACCUCAGAUAUUUCCAAUGUCUAUCUCAAACCACCACGUUCGUCAGUGAAUUCUGGGGACCCCAAACGAAAUUUGGAUACACAUGAGUACCAGGAGACGAACGAGAAUAGGAAUCGUGUGCCAAGAUACAAUCAGCUACCCACUAUUUCUUGUGUACCAGAUAAUGAUGAAGGAACUGGUAUUUACAGGUGUAGCAUUUGUUGCAGAUGUACAUCAAGAAGCCAUCCUACUAAUCAGAAUACCUAUUCUGGUAGAAGUCGUAAUCUUUCGAGGGAAUAUGAAAAUAUGGAAUCUUCUAUUACUCCGAGACCGUCUUCACUUCGAAAUACAUUACAUUGUGACGUGGAGCUAGAUCUACCUAUUCCAUCUGGUCAGCAUUAUAGUCAAGAUCAUACUGAAAGGAAGCCAUCGGAGAUUGUGAUCUUACAUUCGGAUUCAAACGAAGAAGAACCAACUAAAAGAAAAGCAGGUGUUUCCAAUAUGAUCCCACCUUUGACAGUCCCCGAUAACUCUUCUAUGUAUCUUAUCAAACAAGAUGGAUCAAUAUUAGACUUAGCAUCAAUGGAUAAUGGGGAAAAUGGCAAAAAAGUUCUAAAUGACGUUUCUGAUUCCGUUGGUGUAACCCGAAGAAAUAGUCUGAACUCAAUUAAAAUUCCACGAAAUUGUUCUCUGUUUCUGAUCCAAGCUAAUCAACCAGGUUCCUCCAACGAUUCACUUAAUGCAGAAUAUUGUCUGGAAAUUGAAACAAUACCAACCACUAUUAGUCACAAAACUGCACCUAUCUUUUUGACCACUAGUAGCUACGAAGAAGAGCUUAAAACCCUAGAUUAUUCUCCAGCCAAAAUUCACUCACCUGGCUCCUCUACAACAGCAAUUAAGUCAGAUUCUAAGUGUGUAUCAAUUCCAGAAGAAUAUACUACAUUUGACACCAAUAAUGAUAUUGACAGUAGGAUAUUAACAUGUCAAGAAGUUGGGACAUCUAAAGGAAAUUUUAUAAAUAUGGAUGAAAAUGAUAUCUGUAACACUAAUUUAAAAGGAAAUAUUCAAGAAAAAGCAAUGGGAAGGUAUAUUUAUCACUCCCCAGAUGAAGCAAAAAUAAUAUCGCAAGAUCAACAACUUUGCACAGGACCAGACGCUAUUGGAUCUGAAGAAAUAGAAGACGACAUGGUUGAUCUUGGAGGGAUUUCAGCUGUUCAGGAACCAGAUGGAUCAGUAAGGUUGCUGAUUACAAGAUCCAAUGGAAUAGAAAUAGACGAAGAAGGGAAUUCAAUAGCCUUACAGGAUUCAACUGAUCCAGAUUGUAUGGACUCAAUUCGUUUUUCACCGUUCGAUACCUGCCAAUUACCUCCAGAACUAUCAGCACCAUCAGACAACCCCAGGAUGUGCUUAAAGGGAGCAUUGCAAUUAGUUGAUUCGGAUUGGUAUCUAAUUGUGGUUCAGGAAAAGGUUUACAAGAUUCAAACCGAAUUGAAAGAGAAAUGA
Messenger RNA from Rodentolepis nana, 1731 nucleotides. NCBI's taxonomy places the organism in Eukaryota, Metazoa, Platyhelminthes, Cestoda, Cyclophyllidea, Hymenolepididae. The record is from the annotation of a GenBank genome assembly.